Molecule: messenger RNA, 4548 nt
Organism: Seriola aureovittata
Lineage: Eukaryota; Metazoa; Chordata; Actinopteri; Carangiformes; Carangidae
Gene: chrna2b
Product: cholinergic receptor, nicotinic, alpha 2b (neuronal)
Exons: 6
Coding region: 790-2457 (555 amino acids)
Biological process (GO): signal transduction; nervous system process; regulation of membrane potential
Cellular component (GO): synapse; postsynaptic membrane; neuron projection
Molecular function (GO): acetylcholine-gated monoatomic cation-selective channel activity; transmembrane signaling receptor activity
Source: RefSeq, a predicted model, not a curated record
GUGUGUGUCUGUGUGCGUGCCUGUGCAUGUGAAAGAGAGUGAGCAAGAGAGAGACAGGAGGAGGGACUGUUAUAGGUACAAGAGGAAAGACAGGAAGCACUCAGAUGUAACCUGUCCUCUCAGGGUGGAUGAUGCCGUUUUGCGGACCUAAUGAACCAGACUGGUAACUCACAAUGAUUCUAAUCAUAGAAAAGAGCUAAUUUAAGGUUUUAAAUGGACAUCAAAGUCUUAGAUCAGGCCACCAGGGACGCGUAAAUUCUUGGCACAAUACGCAAAAAGGUGGAAUUGUUUGGAUAAUGUAUUACUCAGCAACAAACCGGAUUAUUUUCGGUUAUUUAAUUUCUUGAGACCAGCCUUGUAUCAGUUCCAUGAACUGGUAGUUAAGUCUGCAAAAUAAACCAGCUGUAAGCUACAGUGUUACGCUGCCGCUCCCUGAUUCAGCACCAAGUGAUGGAUAGCUCUCCGACUGAGUGCGCGGAAACAGACUCGCUCUCAUCCUCUCUGAACAGAGCUCAAAGUGCGCAGGGAGACACGUCCAUCGAUGCCGACAUUUAGGGAAAAGGCACCAAAGUUAUUCAGGCAGACUAUCGUCAUACUCUCUCCCCGCCCACAGAUAUAAAGCCGGCUAUUGUGACAUUAGUGGUGGAGUUUUCCUGACAUGCCUCCCAGCUGCGAAGAUGACAGAUUUUGCUCACACAUCACGGUUUCGAGAUAACGUUUUGAUAGCGGACGGAAACACCUCCGUGCUCUCCGGGGAAGUUGGACUCCUCUUUACCACCAGAGAACAAAAUGGGAUACAACCACCUGUUCUCUUUAUGGACGGCUGUUGUGUGGCCGCUACUCCUCUCUGGGUCAGUUCUCUGUCACGAGAAGACGCACUCCCACGCUGAGGAUGAGCUCUUCAAGACGCUGUUUGCUGGUUACAACAAGUGGUCGAGACCAGUGCCAAACAUUUCUGAUGUAGUCAUUGUCAAGUUUGGACUGUCCAUAGCACAGCUCAUUGACGUGGAUGAGAAGAACCAGAUGAUGACAACCAAUGUGUGGCUUAAACAGGAGUGGAACGACUACAAGCUUCGCUGGAGACCGUCUGACUAUGACAAUGUGACGUCCAUAAGAGUGCCAUCAGAGCUCAUAUGGGUACCAGACAUCGUCCUCUAUAACAAUGCUGACGGUGAGUUUGCUGUGACUCACAUGACAAAAGCUCACCUAUUCCACACGGGUAAAGUUCGCUGGGUCCCGCCUGCUAUUUACAAGAGCUCCUGCAGCAUCGACGUCACCUUCUUCCCCUUUGAUCAGCAGAACUGUAAAAUGAAGUUUGGUUCUUGGACCUAUGACAAGGCCAAGAUUGACUUGGAGCGAAUUGAAAACACUGUGGACCUCAACAACUACUGGGAGAGCGGUGAAUGGGCCAUCAUCAAUGCUGUGGGAACGUACAAUACAAAGAAAUACGACUGCUGCCAUGAGAUCUACCCAGACAUCACCUACUUCUUCAUCAUCCGAAGGCUUCCCUUGUUUUACACCAUCAACCUCAUCAUCCCAUGUUUGCUGAUCUCUUGCCUCACUGUCUUGGUUUUCUAUCUGCCCUCAGACUGUGGAGAGAAGAUCACCCUUUGCAUCUCUGUGCUGCUGUCCCUCACUGUCUUCCUUCUCCUCAUCACAGAGAUCAUACCGUCCACAUCUCUCGUCAUCCCUCUCAUCGGCGAAUACCUCCUAUUCACCAUGAUUUUCGUCACCCUGUCCAUCGUAAUCACUGUCUUUGUGCUCAAUGUGCACCAUCGCUCUCCCAGCACUCACAAGAUGCCCCACUGGGUCCACUCAGUGUUCCUGGACCUGAUCCCACGCUGGCUGUUCAUGCGACGGCCCGCACCAGAUGGCCGGCGUCGCAGGCUGUUGCUGCUCCAGCAGGAAGCAGCGGCCGAGCGGCGGCAGGGCCGAAUAGCUGGGAACAAAUCUGGCAACUGCCUCAGCACCUCAGCUAACUGGUUACGAGAUGGGACCACGUCGGAGGACCCUGAGAGAAGCUGUUACGAGGAUUUAGAGCUGGGAACGCUGACGUCUUAUUUCUCCUUCCGUCCCCCUUCGCCCAGACCUCCAGGAUCUACUCCUCCGCCGCAACAGAAAACCCCACAGAACAGCCAGAACCGACAGGACUCAGCAGGAGGGACGAACAGACAGUUAACUGGGGCCAGAGUCAAUCCCACUCAGCGGCCAACUAAAGUAGAAAAUACUGUAUCAGACUCAAAAUUCCUGCUUUCACCAAGUGUUGUACGUGCAUUAGAAGGGGUGCACUACAUUGCAGACCACCUGAGGGCUGAGGACGCUGACUUCAGUGUGAAAGAGGAUUGGAAGUAUGUCGCCAUGGUGAUUGAUCGCAUCUUCCUGUGGAUGUUCAUUAUUGUGUGUCUGCUUGGGACUAUUGGCCUUUUCCUGCCCCCUUGGCUAGCUGGCAUGAUCUAGCGCUCGAGAAAAAGUGUUGAAUAUUUAAAAAAGAAAAAAAAAAUCCACCACCACCUUCACUUGAGUGAUGUUUGACAUGUAAAAUGUAGCUGAACUCAACUUUAACACGGGGAAUGCGACUGAAGUUUGUGUAACACUGAACAGCCCAGUUUGCAGCCUCACGAGGCAACACUCUUUACAUACCAACAAACCAAAACUAUGAAAAACAAAAAAGAAGGACUGUGCUGUGUUUAGAUCCCUCUGAAUAGUGGGGCACAAACUCAAUGGUCGCUACAGUGGCAAGUUUAGGAUAUCUCAGACUCAGAUUGUCAGACUCGGCUGUCCAGACUCGGCUCAACUUUAAUAGGUCUAAGUUGCACUUUGUCGUCAUCCUCAGGUGUAUUCCUCAACCUCACCUGUGAAGUUAGGCUGUGUUUGACCUGAAUGCUAACAUUAGCAUGCCUGUUAGUGGCAAGCUAAUGUUUAGCACAGAACAUUUAGCAUGUUAACAUGCUAAUGUUAACGUGUAAACAUGCCAAUAUUUAGUAUAUAUUUAGCAUUAGCGUAACAUGCUAGUUAAAUGGCGUAGUGCCAGCAUCAUUUGGGUACUUUGUUACACAAAUGUGAUUACUUUUUUCGGUAGUUUUAGGAAUUACAAUUUAAAAGUCAAUGACAUAAUUGCAUUACAUUUACUACUACCGUUGGCAUCUGUAACGGCCGUAAGUAAACUUGGUGUCUUACCGGAGGUCAGAGGCUCGACAUCAGGUUUUCGUCUCCUUGUAGCUUGUUGCUGUUUCCUUUAGACAGAGCAAACCGCUAUCAUCCACCGAAAGAGAAGAAAUACAACUUCUGGUAACUCCAAAUUUGUCUUAUUGUUUUCUUCUUAGCCGCAUAGCUAGCCCCUCGUAUAAGCAGGAAUGUCCCGGGUUUUGUUUAGAUCUGGAGUAUUUGUGAAUGAAGGCCUUUGAGCACCAGUUAGCUGUCGAUGGACAGAAGAUAAGUACAUACAGUGCCUCGGCUAGCUGCUCUACGAAGUGUGUGAGAGUGUGUGCUUUAGAGUUAAGGCACUAGCUGGGCUGGGUAACGUUAAUAAAUGUAACUAAAUACUGCUGCUGUUUAAUUACAAGUAAAGCAAUGUGGUUGCAUUUUGAAAGACCACUAAGAAACUGAUUAAUUGUAUUUCCCAAUCUAGACAGGCACUCAGUAGAGCAUGCCUCUGUCAACAAACAAUCUUACACAUGUCUGAAAUCCAGAUAAUAAUCUGGGUCUGGAAAAGUAAUUUAGUAUAAUUAUGAUCCAGAUAAUUAUCUGGAUCUGCACCAAAUUGUACAGUUAUAGAUCUCAACACCAUACAUGUCUGUUUUUUGUUUUGUUUUGUUUUUUUACAUCAAAAUCCAUAAAUUAUUUCUUGAAAAAUUUAUGAAAGUCUUGAAAAAUGCCCCAUUGCAAUGUUAAAUAAUAAAAAAAAUUCCUGGAUCCACGCCUUUAACUGGAUCGAGACUAACAUUUAAUUGGUACAUGCCCCAAUUGGCACAUGCCCCAUUCCUCUACUAAAUUUGGUGCAAAUCGGUUGAGUACUUUUUGUGAAAUCUUAUGGUCAAACAAACAAACAAACAGACAAACAGACAUGGGUGAAACCUUCUUGGCAGAGGUAAUAACUUGCUGGUCUUCAGUAGCAGGAGUCUAAAAGUACAGCCGAUGCUGACAUGAUUUCAUUCAGUACUUUUAGAGGUAUCCAGCCUUGAACUGAGAUGACAAGUGGACAUUUAGAUGUGCUGGUGGUGCUGGACCAGCAGUGACUGACUGCUACAAUGUGGGUAAAAGUAAUGUAGUAGAAUUAUGAGCAAUGAAAUGUUUGGCUUGUGCCAGAUUGGAAAAACUCUGGUGUGUCAUGAACCGCAUUCAAUACAAGAUGAGGUGGCAUUUACCUAAAGAGUUUGACCAACAGUGGCAUGCUGAUCUAACAGAUCUUUACUAUACACUAACUUGGGUCAUUUGUACUGGUUUAGAAAGAAUUUGCAUUUUUAUGGACUUUUUUUCUGGCCAUGUUGCCACAAUUAAACUUAUUUUUGAAUGAUCAUACACUAUGUAAUAAAUGCCAUGAUGAUAACA